GUUGUUCGUGAUUGCUGUGCUUUCGGCGGAUCGAAGCCUCGCGCAUGACGGUCUUGAAUGUGGGCCUUGGAAUCUGGAUCUAGCCUUUUGUAUGGUGGGCAUGCCGCGGUAUAGAGCCAAGCUUGCAUUCCAGUGGGCAUGGUUGUGGGUGGGCUUGGUGGUGGGUGGCAUAUUGGUGAGUCGGCAUGGUGGCCGUCGAGCAUACACCCAAAGCAGGCAAGGGCUCGGCUGGCGAUUUUCACCCACGCCGUCUUUCCCAUGAGGGCGCCUCCAGAAGCAUGGAAGAGCCAGCUCCAAGCCGGCGCCCGAAAACCGAGGCC
Molecule: messenger RNA, 320 nt
Organism: Metschnikowia bicuspidata var. bicuspidata NRRL YB-4993
Lineage: Eukaryota; Fungi; Ascomycota; Pichiomycetes; Serinales; Metschnikowiaceae
Exons: 1
Coding region: 92-262 (56 amino acids)
Source: RefSeq, a predicted model, not a curated record